GAAUCUGGGCGGCAAGGUCUCAGUGGCUCCUGUUGCCCUUUCCCGCGGCUGAACCUGGGAGCCAUGGUGAACUCGGGCCUCUCCGGAGCCGCCGCCGCCGCCGCUGCUGCCGCCACCGCCGUUACCGUCUCUCAAGAGUGAGGGGCGAAAAGGAGGUGAGCCAGGAGGCGGCGGCCGGAACUGUGGGGACAGCAGUCACCAUGUCGGAUACGCGGCGGCGAGUGAAGGUCUAUACCCUGAACGAAGACCGGCAAUGGGACGACCGAGGGACCGGGCACGUCUCCUCUACCUAUGUGGAGGAGCUCAAGGGGAUGUCGCUGCUGGUUCGGGCAGAGUCCGACGGAUCACUACUCUUGGAAUCAAAGAUAAAUCCAAAUACUGCAUAUCAAAAACAGCAGGAUACAUUAAUUGUUUGGUCAGAAGCUGAAAACUAUGAUCUGGCACUAAGUUUCCAGGAAAAAGCUGGCUGUGAUGAAAUCUGGGAAAAAAUUUGUCAGGUUCAAGGUAAGGAUCCAUCAGUGGAAGUCACACAGGACCUUAUUGAUGAAUCAGAAGAAGAACGAUUUGAAGAAAUGCCUGAAACUAGUCAUCUGAUUGACCUACCCACAUGUGAACUCAAUAAACUUGAAGAGAUUGCUGACUUGGUUACCUCAGUUCUCUCCUCACCUAUCCGUAGGGAAAAGCUGGCUCUGGCCUUGGAAAAUGAAGGCUAUAUUAAAAAACUACUGCAGCUAUUCCAAGCUUGUGAGAACCUGGAAAACACUGAAGGCUUACACCAUUUGUAUGAAAUUAUUAGAGGAAUCUUAUUCCUAAAUAAGGCAACUCUGUUUGAGGUUAUGUUUUCUGAUGAGUGUAUCAUGGAUGUCGUGGGAUGUCUUGAAUAUGACCCUGCUUUGGCUCAGCCAAAAAGGCACCGAGAAUUCUUGACCAAAACUGCAAAGUUUAAGGAAGUUAUACCAAUAACAGACUCUGAACUGAGGCAAAAAAUACAUCAGACUUACAGGGUACAGUACAUUCAGGACAUCAUUUUGCCUACACCAUCAGUUUUUGAAGAGAAUUUUCUUUCUACUCUUACGUCUUUUAUUUUCUUCAACAAAGUUGAAAUAGUCAGCAUGUUGCAGGAAGAUGAAAAAUUUUUGUCUGAAGUUUUUGCACAAUUAACAGAUGAGGCCACAGAUGAUGAUAAACGACGUGAAUUGGUUAAUUUUUUCAAGGAAUUUUGUGCGUUUUCUCAGACAUUACAACCUCAAAACAGAGACGCAUUUUUCAAAACUCUGGCAAAGUUGGGGAUUCUUCCUGCUCUUGAAAUUGUAAUGGGCAUGGACGAUUUGCAAGUCAGGUCGGCUGCAACAGAUAUAUUUUCUUAUCUAGUAGAGUUUAGUCCAUCCAUGGUCCGAGAAUUUGUAAUGCAAGAAGCCCAGCAGAGUGAUGACGAUAUCCUUCUUAUUAAUGUCGUAAUUGAACAAAUGAUCUGUGACACUGAUCCUGAGCUAGGAGGUGCUGUUCAGUUAAUGGGACUUCUUCGUACUCUAAUUGAUCCAGAGAACAUGUUGGCUACAACCAAUAAAACUGAAAAAAGUGAAUUUCUAAAUUUCUUCUACAACCAUUGUAUGCAUGUCCUCACAGCACCACUUUUGACCAAUACUUCAGAAGACAGACGUGAAAAGGAUAAUAUAGUUGGAUCUAACAAAAGCAGCACGAUUUGUCCUGAUAAUUACCAAACAGCACAGCUGCUUGCCUUAAUUUUAGAACUACUCACAUUUUGUGUGGAACAUCACACGUAUCACAUAAAAAACUAUAUUAUGAACAAGGACUUGCUAAGAAGAGUCUUGGUCUUGAUGAAUUCAAAGCACACUUUCCUGGCCUUGUGUGCUCUUCGUUUUAUGAGGCGAAUAAUUGGCCUAAAAGAUGAAUUUUACAAUCGUUACAUCACCAAGGGAAAUCUUUUUGAGCCAGUUGUAAAUGCUCUUCUGGAUAAUGGAACUCGGUACAAUCUGUUGAACUCAGCUGUUAUUGAGUUAUUUGAAUUUAUAAGAGUGGAAGAUAUCAAGUCUCUUACUGCACAUAUAGUUGAAAACUUUUAUAAAGCACUUGAAUCGAUUGAAUAUGUUCAGACAUUCAAAGGAUUGAAGACUAAAUAUGAGCAAGAAAAAGACAGACAAAAUCAGAAACUGAACAGUGUACCAUCUAUAUUACGUAGUAACAGAUUUCGCAGAGAUGCAAAGGCCUUGGAAGAGGAUGAAGAAAUGUGGUUUAAUGAAGAUGAUGAGGAGGAAGGAAAAACAGUUGUGGCACCAGUGGAAAAAUCUAAGACAGAAGAUGAUUUUCCAGAUAGUUAUGAAAAAUUCAUGGAGACUAAAAAAGCAAAGGAAAGUGAAGAUAAGGAAAACCUUCCAAAAAGGACAUCUUCUGGUGGCUUCAAAUUUACUUUCUCCCACUCCACCAGUGCUGCUAAUGGAACAAACAGCACAAACAGCAAAUCUGGAGUGGCUCAGACACCACCAGCAAGUUCUAAUGGAUCCUCUUCCAAAACCACCAACUUGGCCACAUCUGUAACAGCCAGCAAGGGAAGUUUGGUUGGUUUAGUGGAUUAUCCAGAUGAUGAAGAGGAAGAGGAAGAGGAAGAAACGUCUCCCAGGAAAAGACCUCGUCUUGGCUCAUAAAAUAUUUACUGGGGGCCCUCAACAUGUGGUUGAACAAAAAUGCUGCAACUGUUCAAUGAGCUGAAAAUCUGAAUCAGAAAGCUUUCUCACUUGAACUUAUAAGUAUACAAGGAAUAGCAAAAGACACUCAGUAUAUGAGUUUGGAGAGUUUAGUUCUGUAAAAAAAACACAAAAACAGGCUUCCCAGGAACUUGAUCGCUUGCUAGUAAUUAAGAGAUUUGCCCUUCAGGAUGUUAAAAAAAAAAAAAAGUUAGUAACCUGGGAGGUAGCUUCUCAGCAAGGAAACUCUCAGGUUUGGGGAUGGUUUAGGGAAGGGAUAACAUUGGUAAGGUAUUGUUAAUGCAGGGUUGCUCCAGGGGGGUUUCUGAUCUAGAAACAGUUACAAAACUUCAGUUGCAAACCCAAUAACAUUACUUGUAUAAUGGUGCUGGCCAUGUUGUUCUUUUAAUCAGUUGCCUCUCACUUUCAUGGAAAACAUUCAACUAUCAUUAAAAAAUGAAGUUAAGCAGUUGGGACCAUUUCUUUGAAGAUCUAACAGAAAUUCAGCCUUAUUGGUAGUUGGAGGGAAAUAACACCCCGUGUUACCGCACAUGUUGAGUUUUCUCCAUCAGGAAAUUUCAGUGUGUAUUUUGAUGAAAACUGGAUUAAAAAUGGACGGUUUUGUUACUAUAAGUUUAAAAUCAGCACUUUUAGAGAUAACAGAUGCCAAGAAUCAGUACAGUAGUAUUCCAAAGUGGUUUUCUCUAGAAACGGGAGUAUAUUGAACAGAAUGUUUUCAACUGUCUACCAGUACAAUCUUUUGUGGAAGAUACUUUAAAGUCACUUUCUACUUCAUUAGUAAAGUUUUCUCUGCAAAGCUGCAGGCAAGUUUUAAGGUGUAAUUUAUAAAGACUAACAUACAAAGAAUAGUGCUGAAUUAAGUGGCAUUUAAUACCUACAGGUCAUUUUGGUCCAAGAAGUUACUUCAGUGUCAGUCAGUAUGCAGCACCUGAAGCUUUUCCAUAAAAAAGGGUGUAAUAUGAAAGCUGCUUUUUUUUUUUUUAAAGAAUAAAAGCACAUUCCAUGUACGAAAAUGAAUUUAAAAUAAUAAACUGAGGCAAACAGUUAAGAGGUUUUAUUUUUAGAACAGUGAGUUAACUAAAUAUUUUAAUGUUAGUUUGCUGAUCUGAGAUCAUGCUGAAGUGAGAAAAACAUCCCCCAAACUAUAAUACAUUAGGGGGAAAAAAAAGACUAAAAUUAGUAAUUCCAGCUACAGUCUUCAGAUCACUGUUGUAAUGUGUUAUGGGUCCAUUUUUCCUGGAAUAGCUUUAACUGAAGCAGUUUCCCCUGUUUUGGAGAUUUUGUAGUUAAUUUUAAUUUUGGCUAUUGUUUGGAGGAUGGGCUGUUGUGUAGAUAUGAAGUAUAGUUUUUCCAUAAAACAGAUGUUUAUUUUGUAUUAAAAAUACCACUGUACUUGUUUUACACCAUUUGUAUACAUGUGGUGAUAUUAAUGCUGACCUGUAAAAUUCAGGAAUUAAAAUGUGACCCUGUAAUUCUA
This is a messenger RNA of Dama dama (fallow deer), 4200 nucleotides long. RefSeq names its product protein phosphatase 4 regulatory subunit 3B (gene PPP4R3B). The coding region runs from base 201 to 2663 and encodes 820 amino acids. Gene Ontology annotation, molecular function: protein phosphatase activator activity. Gene Ontology annotation, cellular component: nucleoplasm; protein phosphatase 4 complex. Gene Ontology annotation, biological process: DNA damage response; protein dephosphorylation. The record is from RefSeq and is a predicted model, not a curated record. The transcript has 16 exons. NCBI's taxonomy places the organism in Eukaryota, Metazoa, Chordata, Mammalia, Artiodactyla, Cervidae.